Aspergillus saccharolyticus JOP 1030-1 is the source of this 1559-nucleotide messenger RNA. RefSeq lists its product as uncharacterized. NCBI's taxonomy places the organism in Eukaryota, Fungi, Ascomycota, Eurotiomycetes, Eurotiales, Aspergillaceae. The coding region runs from base 119 to 1420 and encodes 433 amino acids. The record is from RefSeq and is a predicted model, not a curated record. The transcript is spliced from 2 exons.
AUCACAGCUUUUGUUUCUACAGCCUUUCUCUAUUCGCAGUCUUCCCGACCAUCUCAGCUUCACAGCACUCACGCAACCUUCUCUUUUCAAAACUUGGACACUCGAGGACUUCGUCACGAUGGGGUCCCCUGGCAUCGAUCUCGAUGUCGCUCCAAAUCCUCGCACUAAAGAGGAAAACCAGGAACGGGCGUUCAUUGCAGCUUCAAGACGCAAAGAUCGAAGCCUCGACGCCCGAGUAGAGUCAGCCAACCGGGCCUCCAGUCUGCACAAGCAACGCACCGGCAAAGCCCUCCUCAUCAGUCGAGAUAUCGUGGAGCGAGAGGCGAUGUAUGAAGAGGUGGACGACCGCUACCAGGAGAAGAUCAACCGAAUGCUGCAUGCUCAGUCCAUACAACUACAUGCCGAAUUUAACCGGAAUUUGAUGGCCGCCUGGCAUGGUGCUCGUCCUGGCGGUGGUCUGCAUCAGCGGCGAGCUGCCAGUGCGCAUCUGAACCCACGGGCUUCGAUCAACGGCAUUCGCAAAAUGAGCCUUGAUUUGUCUGGGCUACGGUCCUCGAUCGCGGAGGACUGCAGGGUGCAGCCUGGCCCAAUGACCAGUCCGCUGUCGGCGAAUCCUAGCAGCUACGUGCUUUCUCCCACCUUGGACGGGACUGUCCAGUCGCCGUCGUAUCCCAACGUUGUUUCUGCAUCGGCGGGCCAAGUACCAUCCUACCUUGCCCAGGCGGGCGGACCCACCUGGUCGCCCGCCCCCCAGCAGCAACCCCUCGGCCCGCAGCAGCCGUUUCGGUCCCCCUGGACUGCAGGCUACAUCUCUCCUCAACCGCCGCAACCUGCAAUUUCUCUGGACGAGAUGGCCGCUAUGCCGGUGCGGCAAUUUAGAGACCGUAUGGCGUCAGCACCAGUCAUCCCAGUUCACGCGAUCGCCGCCUCUCCCCUGAUGGGUACCCCUGCCGUGGGAGGAACCACCACGGCUGCUACAGUGACCCCUUCAACCCCGGCAAUGAGCCGCCCCGUGAACGUGAUCCAACACAACCGGGUCCGAUCAGAGCCAGGCCAAACGGUAUUGACAAAUGGCCUGCCCGCCACUACUACAUUGUCACAGAUGAGCUCUCCACGCGGUAGUGGGCAGGACAUGGGUUCUUCAGCCGAGCCCAUUAUCCCAACCCCAGACCUAUGUCCUACGCCAAGCACGCCGCACUCCCCUCAUUCCACAGGGCAAAACCCUAGUGGGGUGUGGGGACUGGAUUUGGGUAAGGAUGAGGGGGGUAUGGAGGUGACCUACCAAGCCGACCAUUUGGACCCUGAGUAUGAUGAAUUCAGCCGCUUCGCGUUCGGCUUGGGCAGUGGAAGCCAGCUACCGGAGACAGACAUGGGCUUUGACGAAUUCUUCACAUUGGAAGAAUAUCCCGUCAGUGCCUGACAUGUGUCUCUUGUAUCUCCCCUUUUUUGUUUCUCUCUACAUACUAAAUGUUUUUUCAGUCUUUGUCUGUAUCAUCUGAACUGGUUGAGGAGGAAUUGGGCGGAAAGCGUAGGGUGAGGAGGGGGGGAAAGGAGGUACA